AUAAGAAAAAUCUUCUGUCCCUGUCGGGUAUGGGAACAAUCUUAUCGAUGGUCAUUGUUACGAUAAUGCGAUCGAAAGUCGUGUUUCGGCAACGUGUUCCAACUGUUACAUUGGUUGUCAUUGUUGGGGCAAUGUUCUCGGCUCCUAUUAUGACUCCAGUGCUUGGUUUUUGUAAAGUGAAAAGUUCAGGUAAUUCAUGAUUUCAAUGUUCAACUUUGGGUGCACUUUAACGGUAUUAUAAUAGGCAUUACUCCCGACACCUAACUGUAUCUACGAGGAGUUACUUGGAGGAAGUACGCACUGCAGGCAAAAGAUGUCGGUAAUCCCCAAGCCCGUCGCUCACUUUCGGAAGCAGUCAGGAAGCGGCUGCAUAUGUUGGUAUUAACUGCGGAGCUUCCAAUCUUGGUAUUAUCUAUGCUUACUAUGGCGCAGAGCGUAAAGCAAAAUAAGUGUUUUAAUUCGUUUCAACGUUUAAUAAAUGUUAUAAACAAAUUGGAGGGGCGUGUUUCAACAUAAAUAUUUUUAUUACAUGUCGUAAGAUAUCGGUCUGUGUAGAGAUGGUAGACUUCAUAAUACGAGUUAGAAGCCGCGACAUAAUUGUGAUAUUACGCCUGAAAUCAAGAUUUUUGGACAGGCAUAAUUUUGUUACAGAGGUGCCAUGGAAGUUACACCUGAGCCGAGGUAGCCUGGUUUCCGUGGCUUGCUAGCAAAUAGCAGGGGCCAUGCUGAUUAAGGAGUACCACAUUCCACUUCCUCUCACUGUAGAGGAAUAUCGGAUCGCACAGCUGUAUAUGAUUUCUAAAAAGAGUCGUGAAGAAAGCAAAGGGGCAGGAAGUGGUGUGGAAAUUCUGGUAAAUGAGCCGUAUGACGAUGGGCCUGGUGGUCAAGGACAGUACACCCACAAAAUUUAUCAUGUUGGCAGUCAUUUACCAGGAUGGUUUAAGAGUCUGCUUCCCAAAUCAGCGCUAACUGUAGAGGAGGAAGCUUGGAAUGCUUAUCCUUAUACAAAAACUCGCUACACAUGCCCUUUUGUGGAAAAAUUUUCACUUGAGAUAGAAACGUAUUAUCACGCUGAUGAUGGUCACCAGGAGAAUGUGUUUGGCCUUUCUGGAAGUGAUCUCAGGAACAGAGUAAUUGACUUAAUUGAUGUAGUGAAAGACCAGCUUUAUGGGGCUGAUUAUGUUCGUGAAGAAGAUCCAAAAGUGUAUGUCUCUCAAAAAACAGAUCGUGGACCAUUGGCUGAUACGUGGUUGGAAGAUUAUUGGAAUGAAUGCAAGGGCCAGGAAAUGCCACUUCCAAAUGGAAAAUCUAUUAUGUGUGCAUACAAGCUGUGCCGAGUGGAGUUCCGAUACUGGGGAAUGCAGACAAAACUGGAAAAAUUCAUACAUGAUGUGGCUCUACGGAAGACAAUGCUACGAGCUCACCGGCAGGCAUGGGCAUGGCAGGAUGAAUGGCAUGGAUUGUCAAUGGAUGAUAUUCGGCAGAUUGAGAGACAGACACAAGAAGCUCUGAAGAAAAAGAUGGGAAUGAGCGACAAGGAAUCACCUGACUCGAGUGAUGAGCUGGACGAGGGUUUCACAACGUCAAAUGGCGGCACAGCAGGUGCCAUAACCACUCCUCAGGAUUCCUCGAUGGCCAAGACGUUGCAGGCUACUCUGGGGAGUAUUGAAAAAACAGAACAAGAGAUGCCAAGUCCACCUGUUAUAAAGAAAUCUGAUGUCGUUCCAACCAUUCAGACAGAUGGCUCAAAUGAAGAUUGUAGCCCUGAUGAUUCACCCACAGAAGUUAUUCUCAGGCAUCCUGAUGAUGCAGGAAGUGUGGGAGGAAGUGUCUCACUCCAGGAUUUGGAGACCCGCAGAAAAUUCUGGCCUCACAACAACUCAAAGCCUGCUCUUCACUCUCCAAGUUCUACUUCAACCAAAAGCUUUGACCUGCAGGUGGCGAACUGGAGAAUGGAAAGCAUCGUUCGAGAUUCAGACUCUGAUAGUGAUGACGAAUUCUUUGAUUGUCAAGAGGAUAUUGGAGACUCAACUUCUUUGGCAAAGUGGAGUUCUUUGGAUCUUUUGACUGAAGAAGACUUGGAUGGUACAUCCCCUGCAGUUAUUAUAGAUAAACAAGCUGACAGCAUAUUCUCUCAGACAUUUUUACAACGUGUUGUCAGUGAAAGGGGUCGAAUGAUAGGUGGGGGAUGCAGUAUGGAUGUAUCAUGUCCUGGCUCACCAAUUAUGACACCUUCCCACCAUUCAAAAUGUAGUACCACAGCACUCAUACUUGUUCUCCAUGCUGGUAGUGUCCUGGAUGCAAAUGUAGAUUUGACUGCAAAGAAAUCUGAUAUUACAACAUUUCGUGGCGCUUUUGAAUCUGUAAUGAGGCAGCACUAUCCUUCUAUGGUUGGCCGUAUUGCCAUCCGAUUGGUCUCAUGCCCUUCCAUUUGCACAGAGGGUCUAGGGAUUCUUUCUAGCCUGAGCCCUUACAGCUUCGAUGUGUCUCCAUCAUGUACAGAUAUUCCACAUGUGACACAUGACUCCAUACCUAUUGGGGCCAUCCCCAUAUUUGCCAGUUCAGCCCCUGAAUAUCAGGAUGCUAUCUCUAGAAUAAUCAGUGGAGCCAACACAGCCUACCAAGAGUUUGUGAGAUCACAGGAAGGACAAGGAUUCAGUGGACAAGUCUGUUUUGUUGGAGACAGUGUAGGUUCCAUCUUGGGUUAUGAUGCUCUAUGCCGAUCCAUUCAGUACCAGUCUCACCAUGACAGUGACAAUAGUAUCCUGGAUACUAAUGGUCCAUCUGGAGAAGACGGAGAUGUCGCAAAACCCGUCCAUAAGAUUCUAUUAACAGAUGGAAGUCAUGUAGCUGAUGGGCAGUCCAACAUUGAGGGACUGAACCCCAACAAAAAUCUUGCAGCACCAGCACCUCGAAGAAGAUCUUCUUCAACAAAUGACCAUCAGUGUAAAUUAUAUUUUGAGGUGAAUGAUUUCUUCAUGUUUGGAAGUCCACUUGCAUUGGUUCUUGCUUAUAGGAAGAUAUCUUCAGCUGAUGACAAAAACACUCCAAUUGCAAGACCCUUAGUGCAGCAGGUGUACAACCUGUUCCAUCCAACAGAUCCAGUUUCUGCUAGGCUGGAACCUCUGCUGUCAGCAAGGUUUUCCAUGUUGCCACCCAUAAAUGUGGCUCGCUACCAGAAGUAUCCUUUAGGAGAUGGACAACCAUAUCAUAUCUUGGAGAUUAUCCAGGCAAACCCUCAGAUGUUUGCAGAAGGUAUGAAUAUAGCACCUCCUACACCAGGUUGCCACCUGCGGCGGAUGUCAGAAGUCAGUAUACAAAGUACAAUAUCAGGUGUCAUAGACUCUUUACCACUUCAGACUAUCAAUGCUUUAACCCAGAAAUGGUGGGGCACAAAGCGGCUUGACUAUGCCUUGUAUUGUCCUGAAGGACUGGCAAAUUUUCCAACCAAUGCUCUGCCACAUCUGUUCCAUGCCAGUUACUGGGAAUCCUCUGAUGUUAUAGCAUUUAUUUUGCGCCAGCUUGGUCGCAUAGACCUUGUGCCACCAGUUGGUAAUGAAGAAAAGGAACUUAUAAGCUUCAGCCCAAGUCAGCCAAGGGAAAAGUGGAUGAAAAAGAGAACAUCAGUGAAGCUUAAGAAUGUUGCAGCAAACCACCGUGCUAAUGAUGUCAUAGUGAAAGAAGGUGCACCUCAAGUCUUGGUUGCACGCUUCAUGUAUGGCCCUCUUGACAUGAUCACUUUGGCAGGAGAGAAAGUUGAUAUACACGUCAUGAAAGAUGCUCCUGCUGGGGAAUGGACACUUGUAGCCACUGAAGUAACGGACAAGACUGGCCGUGUUACUUACACGUUUUCCGAAGACAAUGCCCUUGGUUAUGGCAUGUAUCCUAUCAAAAUGGUUGUAAGAGGAGAUCACACAUCAGUAGACUUCUAUAUGGCAGUGGUACCUCCCAAAACAGAAUGUGUUGUAUUCAGUAUUGACGGAUCAUUUACAGCCAGCAUGUCUGUAACAGGACGUGACCCCAAAGUUCGGGCUGGUGCAGUUGAUAUCGUGCGGCACUGGCAGGAGCUGGGAUACCUGAUAAUAUAUAUCACAGGUAGACCUGACAUGCAACAGCAUAAGGUUGUCUCAUGGCUAUCACAGCACAACUUUCCGCAUGGAUUGGUGUCUUUUGCUGAUGGACUGUCUACUGACCCUUUGGGACACAAGGCAACUUACCUCAAGAACCUCAUACAGGAACAUGGACUGGUGGUUCAUGUAGCAUAUGGCAGCAGUAAAGACAUCAGUGUAUAUACUUCAAUUGGCCUGAGAUCAAAACAAAUAUUUAUUGUGGGAAAGGUGUCCAAGAAGCACCACACACUAGCAACUGUGCUGCAGGAUGGAUAUGCUGCCCAUUUGACCACCCUGUUGGCACACGGAGGCUCUCGACCUGCACAAGGCAAUGCUAGGAUGGUUAUCCCCAGAGGUUACUUUGGUUUGCCCGGACAGAAUGCAUCCCUCAGAAGACGAAGGUCUGCAAAACGAGCCACAUCAUAUCCACUCAUGGGUGGAAUCAGGUCAUCAGAACAAAGUGUUGGUGUAUCUUCGCCAUGUUGUUCAUCGACCCGUCUUCCAUCUGACAAACUCUGACAGUCUUUGUCCUUUCAUAAAUCUAGUCAGUUUUGCUGCUGGAAGACAUUCCAACAUAACAGGCAAAUUGGUGGACUUGAAUAGCUCAACUUGUGUGCAUCCCCACACAUCAUUAAUUUUUAGUUGUUGUUAUGUUCUAGUCUUUUCAGACAGAUGAGUAUAAUAAAGAGAGAUGACAUGUGAAGAAUAUCAGCGCAUACUGGAUUUAGUCAGUGGCCAUCAGAGUGUUGUUUCAUGUUGUGAUUUGAAUCGGUUGUCUGAUGAAUUAUUGCAUUUGUACAAGCAGCAGAAAAAUGAAACUGACCGUAAGAAAAUUGGUAUGUCUGAAACGGUUGUAAGACGGUUCACAGUAUGUUUGUCGGUUAUAAGAAUAUUCUUAAAAAUUUGUGUUUGAAACACAUUUAUCAAUUAAUAAAGACAUUUGGAUGAAAAAAGACAUAAGUCUAUCUGCUGAAUUGUAUUCAGUAGACUGUAUUGUUAUGACUUCAUGUCUGCGUUUGAGUGCAUGAAUUUCUAAACAUGUAACUAUGACCACAUACCACAUGGUUUUUGGUAUUGCUAACUCAGUAAUUUUAUAUAAUUAAAUAAAUUAUAAAGUAAUUAAAUAUUAGAAUGUACCUCCUUUUUAUGUAAUGAUGUUUGCAGAGCAAACAUUAAUAUCAGCUGUAAUAACUACAUUCAGUUUGUCAUGACUUAUAUUUAUACGUACUAGAAAACUUUAUGGAAGAUGGUCAUAGUGUAUGCAAGUAGUGAAAGCAAAUGAGACAAAACAUUUGUACAUGAAACAUGACGCUUAUAAAUGUAUAUGUGAAUAUUCAUUACUUUAUGUAAACAAAAAUUAUUGUUCCUUUAUAGAAAAACUGCAUAUAAUAUAUAAAUAACUAUA
Messenger RNA from Zootermopsis nevadensis, 5514 nucleotides. RefSeq names its product retinal degeneration B (gene rdgB). Gene Ontology annotation, molecular function: phosphatidylcholine binding; phosphatidylinositol transfer activity; phosphatidylcholine intramembrane carrier activity. The record is from RefSeq and is a predicted model, not a curated record. Gene Ontology annotation, biological process: phospholipid transport. NCBI's taxonomy places the organism in Eukaryota, Metazoa, Arthropoda, Insecta, Blattodea, Termopsidae. Gene Ontology annotation, cellular component: cytoplasm.